UCGUCGCGUCCCCACCCGCCCGCAGCCCGGGUCCUCGCUGCGCACCCGCCCUGGGGCCGGCGGAGCGGACUUGCGCUCGGCUCGCGCGCAGCUGGGAGGGCGCUACAGAGAGGACGCGAGCCGCAGAAGACCAUCUGCGCACCUGGAAAGUUACCCGCGGUCUGGUGAGGUCCCAGGGCAACAUGGGAAAUGGCUCAGUGAAACCCAAACAUUCCAAGCAUCCAGAUGGCCAUUCUGGGAACCUCAGUGCUGAUGCCCUCCGGAUCAGGGUGACGGAGUUGGAGAGAGAGCUGAGGAGGAAGGAUGCUGAGAUCCAGGAGCGAGAGUAUCAUCUGAAGGAGCUGCGGGAGCAGCUGUCAAAGCAGACUGUGGCCAUUGCUGAGCUCACAGAGGAGCUCCAGAACAAGUGCAUCCAGCUGAACAAGCUGCAGGAUGUGGUGCACAUCCAGGGAGGAAGCCCACUCCAGGCUUCUCCAGAGAAGGUGCCGCUCGAGGUCCACCGGAAGACCUCAGGCUUGGUCUCUCUCCAUAGCAGGAGGGGAGCCAAGGCAGGGGUGUCUGCUGAGCCAACCACCCGAACCUAUGACCUCAACAAACCCCCUGAGUUUUCCUUUGAGAAAGCCAGAGUCAGAAAGGACUCCAGUGAGAAGAAGCUCAUUACUGAUGCCCUUAAUAAAAACCAGUUCCUGAAGAGACUGGAUCCUCAGCAGAUCAAAGACAUGGUGGAGUGCAUGUAUGGGAGAAGCUAUCAGCAAGGCAGUUACAUCAUUAAGCAAGGAGAACCCGGAAACCAUAUUUUUGUGCUGGCUGAGGGUCAACUAGAGGUGUUCCAAGGAGAGAAGUUGCUGUCAUCCAUCCCUAUGUGGACCACAUUUGGGGAACUGGCCAUUUUGUACAACUGUACGAGAACUGCCUCUGUGAAAGCUAUUACCAAUGUAAAAACAUGGGCACUGGAUCGAGAAGUUUUCCAGAACAUCAUGAGGAGGACAGCACAAGCUAGAGAUCAGCAAUACAGAAACUUUCUCCGAAGUGUAUCCUUGUUGAAGAAUUUACCUGAAGAUAAACUAACCAAGAUCAUUGACUGCUUGGAAGUGGAGUACUAUGACAAAGGAGAUUAUAUCAUUAGAGAGGGCGAGGAAGGAAGUACCUUUUUCAUUUUGGCCAAAGGAAAGGUAAAAGUUACCCAGAGUACUGAGGGCCACGACCAACCACAGCUGAUAAAAACACUACAGACAGGAGAAUACUUUGGAGAAAAAGCCCUCAUCAGUGAUGAUGUGAGGUCUGCUAACAUAAUUGCUGAAGAGAAUGAUGUCGCCUGCCUGGUUAUCGAUCGAGAAACAUUCAAUCAAACUGUUGGGACAUUUGAAGAGCUCCAAAAAUACCUUGAGGGGUAUGUGGCAAACCUGAACCGCGAUGAUGAAAAAAGACAUGCGAAGCGGUCCAUGUCUAACUGGAAGCUGUCCAAAGCCGUCUCUCUGGAGAUGAUUCAGCUGAAGGAGAAGGUCGCCAGAUUUUCCUCCUCAUCCCCCUUCCAGAACCUUGAGAUUAUCGCAACACUGGGCGUUGGUGGGUUCGGAAGAGUUGAGCUUGUUAAGGUAAAAAAUGAGAAUGUUGCUUUUGCCAUGAAAUGCAUAAGGAAGAAGCACAUAGUGGACACCAAACAACAGGAGCACAUCUACUCGGAGAAGAGGAUCCUGGAGGAGCUGUGCUCUCCGUUCAUUGUGAAAUUGUAUCGGACUUUCAAGGAUAAUAAGUAUGUCUACAUGCUUCUGGAAGCCUGCUUAGGUGGGGAGUUGUGGAGCAUACUAAGGGACAGAGGCAGCUUUGAUGAACCCACCUCCAAAUUUUGUGUUGCUUGUGUGACAGAAGCAUUUGAUUACCUGCACCGACUAGGUAUUAUCUACAGAGACCUGAAGCCAGAAAACUUAAUUCUAGAUGCUGAGGGCUACCUCAAAUUGGUUGACUUUGGGUUUGCUAAGAAAAUAGGAUCUGGACAGAAAACAUGGACAUUUUGUGGGACUCCAGAGUAUGUAGCACCUGAAGUCAUUCUCAACAAAGGACAUGACUUCAGUGUGGAUUUUUGGUCCCUGGGAAUUCUAGUAUAUGAGCUCCUGACAGGCAACCCUCCCUUUUCUGGGAUUGACCAAAUGAUGACCUACAAUUUAAUUCUCAAAGGAAUUGAGAAAAUGGAUUUUCCCAGAAAGAUAACAAGACGACCUGAAGACUUGAUUCGGAGGCUUUGCAGGCAAAAUCCAACAGAAAGACUGGGAAAUCUGAAGAAUGGAAUCAAUGACAUUAAGAAACACAGAUGGUUAAAUGGUUUUAAUUGGGAGGGACUGAAAGCACGGAAUCUUCCCUCACCUUUACGAAGAGAGCUCAGUGGACCCAUAGAUCACAGCUACUUUGACAAAUAUCCUCCUGAAAAGGGUGUGCCUCCGGAUGAGCUGUCAGGCUGGGAUAAAGACUUCUGAUGGAAGAGAAGCUGACUUCUGCCAAGACACCACAGAAGACUAUGAGGAUCAGUAAACCAACCCUCAUUUUUUUCUCUCAUCAAAGUAUUAUAAUAUCUUUUGGAAGAGCAUUAGACAAAAAGAAAACUCUGCACAAGAAGUGGAGGAUGUGGUACAGAUGUGGUUCCGAAUUAUAAUGUCUCGUUUGCGUUCGGGAUGUUAUGAAUUACUCGUGUGUUCCAUUCCUACGCGUGUGUCAAAUGGAAGGUUUCCCCUUUCCCUUUACACCAUCAGGAACAUUUUUGCUGAAAUGGAAUAGUUUUGUCAAAACCUAUUACUCCAUCCUAAUCAUAGUUUUUAUCCUUUGAAUCCUAAAAUGGUUUAACAAAUGACUUGGCUUCUGAGUACAUAAAACAUACAAAGUGAAGGAAGAAUAUCAUGAAUUUUGGAAGAUUUCCCCUGCACUCAACAGUUUCAUGUAUGCAUUGUGUCAUCAUAACAUGAGGGUAUGCAGAAAUCUUGAUAAUCAGUAGAAACUCUUGACUUUCAUCUGCUUUUAGCCUAGAAGCGUACUAAUAUGUUUCUGAUGCUAGUCUGCUGAAAGGUGGGUUUGAGGAUUAUAGUGUGGUACUUUUUCCCAGAGCAAAUGAACCAAUCAAUAUAACCAGGCAAUUAUAUCCUAUUGGGGAACUUAGGAAAAAUAAAGCAAAAACAAUUUUUCUUUCUCCUGUGACUGCUGUGAUACCUCAGAAAUUUUUUCAUAAGCCUUGUUAAAAGUGAUUAUUAUGUAUGAUUAAAUUAUGGGUUUUAAAUAAAUAAUAAAUUUAAAAUGUUUUAUUUUCGGCACUAAAAUGUUUCUCUAUCAAAGUAGAAAAUAUACUGGAACAAAAUUGUGAAGAUUUUUCCUCCCUUUUAAAGAUAAAGAGAAUACGAUCUAUUGUUUCAACUCUUUGAAACUGAGAUAAUUUUAGCCAAUUUUGAUUGCUGCCCCCAAAAUGACCCCCAUCAAUUUUUAAUGAGAAGCCCAUUGGCAUAUGUUAAUCCACUGUAUUCACUGUGGAGUUAAUGGCUCUUUUUACAGAUAUCUGAGUCAUGAAUAUGUUUAUCAUUUUAACACAUGCCAUUGGAGAGCUGCUCUGAGCACCUGACCUCUGCCUGUCUCCUCCUGGUAAUCUUCCAAAUUGAAUAGCCUACCUUAUAGUGUUGGACACUGAUAUCUGAGAAUUUGACACUAGUGAAUAUUUUCAUGUCCUGGCCAUGGUCAGUCUCCUACCCUCCUUCCAAAAUAGAUGGAAGCUGAGCUUUCUCUGUGCCUUUUAAUCUGACUGUAAAAAAAAAAAAAAAUCUAAAUUCUAGAAUUAUUCAAAUAUUUGGUUAUAUUUUUGUAUAAUACUAGUGACCUCUAUCCCUUCCACAUCUAUAUUUUCAUCACUCAGAGAGAAUCAGCUGUAUGCUUCCUGAAGUCUUGAACCAGACAGUGAGGCCCAGGUCAAGAGAAUGUAUCCUUAAUAAAUGGAUUCUCACAUUAAGAGACCUUUUGCUCAACCAAAGAGUUUUUGUUCCUGGAGUAGUAUUUUUAAAGAUUGCAUAUUGUAUAUAGAAGAACCAUUUUUAAUAGGAUUGACAUAACCUGCUUAAAGAAUUUCUAAACUUUAUAAAAUAUUUUAUUUGCAUUUUGUUUGUACGGACUAUAUGUUUUCCUUGUAUAUAUUUUAACAUGGCCAACAUAUACCAGUAAGAAAUUUAUGUAUUGGAUGGAUAUUAGAACUAUACAGAUGUAAUAGCAACAAUUGUCUCAAAGGGGAUCAAUAGUUUUAAGUUUUAAAACUCUACAUAUACAGAGAUGAAAACCAGUUUAAAAUACUACAGCUCUGCUUUACCCAUGAUUAACUGCAUCGUAUGUAAUCUCCAAAUGUGAUUUUAUUGUUUCUUUUAGAGUACCUUAUAAAGAUGAAAUACACAUGCUUGAGCCAUUAUAAAAUUUCUCUCUACUAUUUCCUAACUGGGAAAGUGAUAUACUUUUUGAGUACCAGUUAUCUCACUUGUAUAAAAAGGCACAACGAAGUAAUAUCUACUUUAAAAGCUUGCUAUGACCAUUAUAAAAAAUUAUGCAAGGUCCUUUAUCUAGUAUGUGUGAAAUAAUCAAUGCUGCAUAGAUGGGAGCUGCUGCUAUUAUCUCUGUUAAAAUUCAAGAGGCCUUAUUAACCAUUUAGUGCUGAACCUGAUGUAUCCUUGGUGUCUGUAUGCACAGUUGUACCAAUUAAAUCUAGUAUCUGUCUUUUCUUUGUCCGAAGUCUACAAGUAAAGAUGGUUUAUCAACUUCAGUGUAUAAAAUGAAAGGUUAAUCUUCAACAAAAUGAAGUGUGCUUUUAGGCUAACUUAAAUUUUAAUUUUUAUAUAUAGAACCUACAGAAGGAAAUACAUGAUAUUAUCCCAGUCUGUAUAAAUUCAUAGUAGUCCUAAUCAUUAAGUCAUUCCCAAUCUCUCUUUUCUAAGAUAGAGUUAAUGUUUCAUUCUUCAGCUUCUUCCAGGUGGAGAAAGUUUUUCAUAAUUAUGGCUUUUUAGUCUUUUCUAAGAAUAUUAAUAUGUCUGAAAAGAAGAUAACAUAAUAGAGAAAAAUAAGACAAUACUGUUAAAAAUGAUCUGUAUUUGAAUUCUAGCUCUGCCCAUAUUUGCAUGAUUUUGGUCAAUAAAACACAUCAUUCAUUUGUACUUUGA
Molecule: messenger RNA, 5168 nt
Organism: Octodon degus (degu)
Lineage: Eukaryota; Metazoa; Chordata; Mammalia; Rodentia; Octodontidae
Gene: Prkg2
Product: protein kinase, cGMP-dependent, type II
Exons: 19
Coding region: 183-2471 (762 amino acids)
Biological process (GO): protein phosphorylation
Molecular function (GO): ATP binding; cGMP-dependent protein kinase activity
Source: RefSeq, a predicted model, not a curated record